UGAAGUUGAAGAAUUCAGGUAAAUUGUGUGGUGGAUGUCCAAGAAAGGGAUAUUUGGGCCGAGUUGACAGCUAAAUUUCUAGGUUCUGAUUGGACGUUUGCUGCAACUGCCAUGUUUUUAAAAACUAAUUGCAUAAAUUGGGAAAGAGCCUGCUGUGUUAAGUCGUGCAAUCAAUGGGCAGUGGAGUCACUUCAGGACCAAGCAAGGGCCUAAAAAACUCCAAGCUUGGGGCCUGCAGCCAAUCAUGACGACCCCUCUGACAGCGACUUCGUUAACUACAAUUCACAACUUCCCUUCACUCACUGACUAUUUGCUGGUGAGUCUGAUUUGAAAAUUGGGGUUAAAAACGAAAAGACAAACAUCAUGACCGAAGCGGCGAUUGACACUCGCUAUCUGUCGGCCGGCGCAAACAGGUAUGCCGCUGCCGCUGACUGGGGAGAAAAUGGCCUGGUGGCAUUUGGCGCAGACAUCAACGUCUGCCUCUGGAAUCCUUCGAACACAGUUGGUAUCUCCCAGAUUCUGAGUGGCCAUACAGCUCAUGUACGGGCCGUCAAGUUCCUUCCAAGGUUGCAAGAUGAGAAGUCAACUUACCUAGUAAGCGGAGGUGACGACCAAAGCCUUCGGGUCUGGGCCGUCAACGGCGAGACGGGUGCCGCAACAUGUGUCCAAACCCUGCAGGAACACACGGCCCCUAUCAACUACCUCGCAGCUCUCAAGAUUCCCGUUGGCAGCACCAAGCGUCGUAUUUUCGUCUCGGGCGCAGCAGACUCUACCGUCAAGGUUUGGUCUUUGGAUGUCUCAUCCGGCCAAGUCACUCUCCUUCAAACUAUCAAGACUGCUAAGAAGUACUUUCCCUUGGCCCUUGCCUUGAGCCCCUUGAACGACGAGGGAACUGCUCUCAUUCUGGCUGUUGCCGGAACCACAAACAUCAUCCAGAUCUUCACUGCCUCGACAACAGACGACACACAACUCGAAUUCACCCCUCAAGCCACCCUCCCAGGCCACGAGAACUGGAUCCGAUCUCUUGAUUUCAUCCGCGAAAAGCCAAAGUCCGAAGCCGAGAGCGACAUUCUUCUUGCUUCAGCCAGUCAGGACAAGUACAUCAGGAUAUGGCGUAUUCACCAAGGCAGUGCGCUGUCUAUGCCCACCUCGGCCGCCUCAGAUGCUUCUGCUGCUGCUGCCGCCCUGACUCCGGGCCCGGCCAACAAGAUCCACAAAAUCAAGGUCGAGGGAGCUGAUCCCGCUACCAACAAAUACUGUAUAAUGUUUGAGGCUCUGCUCCUCGGUCACGAAGACUGGAUCUACACCGCGCGCUGGUGCCGCUCUCCUACCUCCACCACCUCCGACAGCGGCGAGGGCACCCUCCAGCUUCUCUCGGCUUCAGCAGACAACUCGCUCUCGAUCUGGGAGUCCGACUCAGAGUCAGGUAUCUGGAUCACCGUCGCCCGUCUCGGCGAGGUCAGUCGCGAGAAGGGCGCCACCACGGCAACCGGCAGUAUCGGCGGCUUCUGGACCGGCAUGUGGUCGCCCUCCGGCACGACCGUCAUCACCCUCGGCCGCACCGGCAGCUGGCGUCGCUGGGACUGGGACAACGACGACCAAGCGUGGAAGCAGAACUUUGCCGUAUCCGGGCACACCCGAGCCGUGACCGGCAUCUCGUGGUCCCGCAACGGCGUCUACCUCCUCUCCACCAGCUCCGACCAAACCACCCGCCUCCACGCCGAAUGGGCUGCCACCAACCCUUCUCAAAACACCAGCACGAGCAAGCGCACCUGGCACGAGAUGGCCCGCCCCCAAAUCCACGGCUACGACCUCAACUGCAUCGACUCGCUCUCCUCGACCUCGUUCGUCUCCGGCGCCGACGAGAAGCUCAUGCGCGUCUUCACCGAGCCCAAAGCCGUCGCCCGCAUGCUCACCCGGCUAACGGGCACUUCUUCGGCUCUCUCCUCCUCCGACUUCGACUCCCUCCCCGCCGACGCCGCCAACAUCCCCGUUUUGGGGCUCUCGAACAAGGCCAUCGACGUAAUCGACGACGACGCCGACGCCUCCGCCGCCGCUGGCGGUCCUCAGGAUGGUGGUGGUGGCCGCGGUGGGGACGUGACGAUGCAAGACCGCGAGAACAUGCUCGACCCAGCGAGCAUGGUGCGCAAGUCGGCGUUGGAAAUCGAUCACCCUCCUUUUGAGGAAUCACUCAGCCGUCACACCCUCUGGCCCGAAGUCGAAAAACUGUACGGACACGGUUACGAAAUCUCGUGUCUUGCCGUCUCCCACCCUUCUUCUUUUUCUUCUCUAUCAUCUGGCUCAUCUGGCGAGAAACAGAAACAAAAAGAAACCCACCUCGUAGCCUCAGCCUGCCGCGCCGCCUCGCUCAACCACGCCGUCAUCCGCCUCUUCGAAACAGACAAGUGGACCGAACUGCGCCCGCCCCUCAAGGCGCACACCUCCACCAUCCACCGCCUGCGCUUCUCUUCCGACAACCAAUAUCUCCUGUCCGUGGGCAAAGAUAGGCAGUGGGCCGUCUUCCAGCGCGAUUCCGACUCCAACUCCAGCGGCGCAGGAUACAGUCUGCUCCAGCUGAAUCCCAAGGGUCAUAGCCGCAUGAUUUUGGAUGCGGCGUGGGCGCCUAAGAGCAGCUCUUCCUCUGGAGAGGGGGGUGUGGACGUGUUUGCGACGGCGGGUAGAGAUAAAGCGGUCAAGAUCUGGGUUAGGAAGCCCAGCAAGCCUUCUUCUUCUUCUUCUUCUCAGCAACAAGAAGGGGAAGAAGAAAAGAAGGAAGAAAAGUUUACUUUGGGUUUGUCUCUAACCGAAGACCAACCUAUUACGGCGCUGGAUUUUGCUUCGGAGCCUUUGAGUGUUACCGAGAAUGGUAGUAGCAGUACCUUCCUGCUGGCCGUGGGCACGGAGAGCGGUAAGCUAUCGGUAUUGGCGAUCAAGGUUAGCGGGGAUGGCUCGGAGGUGAGCGUGGCGGAGACGUAUCAAGUUGGGGAGCAGUUGUGGUUGCCGAAGGCGGUGAUGCAACUUGCUUGGAGGCCGAGGGUGAGGAAGGGUGGUGAUGAUGACGGUGAUGAGGGUGAGAAGCAGCAGGCGAGGGAGUUGGCUAUUGCUGGUGAGGAUGGGUCGUUGAGGAUAUAUGAGAUUUCUCUGUAGAGGGAGGUAGUUUGGGCGCAAAAGGGAGGAUAGAAAAAAAUCAUACUGGUAUUAUGUUGGUACCUGAUUUGAACACAGGGAGGGGCCUACGAGUGAGUGACAUGAAGUGGUUGAAUGCUCAAUGCCCGGCGGAAACAAAGUCUCCUUUAUGACUCCAAGUGGGACUGGCUGGCACCGCAUGUCGAUGAAGAGACGAUGACAAGGUUGCCAGUAACAAAUCCGCUUCUAUGACACCCAUCAAAGAUCUGAG
Molecule: messenger RNA, 3397 nt
Organism: Neurospora tetraspora
Lineage: Eukaryota; Fungi; Ascomycota; Sordariomycetes; Sordariales; Sordariaceae
Product: WD40-repeat-containing domain protein
Exons: 2
Coding region: 364-3147 (927 amino acids)
Biological process (GO): tRNA wobble uridine modification
Cellular component (GO): elongator holoenzyme complex
Molecular function (GO): protein binding
Source: RefSeq, a predicted model, not a curated record